Fopius arisanus is the source of this 3436-nucleotide messenger RNA. RefSeq lists its product as uncharacterized. The record is from RefSeq and is a predicted model, not a curated record. The transcript is spliced from 2 exons. NCBI's taxonomy places the organism in Eukaryota, Metazoa, Arthropoda, Insecta, Hymenoptera, Braconidae. The coding region runs from base 1233 to 2906 and encodes 557 amino acids.
CACUUUAUUGUUAGAAAUGAAAAUUAUCAAGGAAAGAACCGACAAGAAAUCUACAUGUUUUAUUAAUUUUAUCCUGAUAUCCUUGCCAGUAAAUACGAUCUUUCGUAUUUCAUAACAGUUUAUGGUUUCUUCAUGGAGAGAGCAGUCGAAUUCUUCUACUGAAAAUAUAAACAAUUGUAAUCUUAGUAAGUAUCCACUGUACAGUCAGUGUCUGGUUAAGCGCAUUCAAUAAUAACAUCCAAAUCGUAUUGGUACUUCACUAUGAACCCAAUGCCCGGUGUGAUUAUGCAUUAUUAUUAUGAGGGCUCCACCUCCCCACCUCCAUCAUAAAUAUUGAAAUUGAGAGCAAUAUCAAGAAAAGUUGCAUUUUCCGUAAAUUAAGGAAAAUCAAUGAUAACCCAAAUAAAUUUUCCAGUCUACGGGAUGAGCUAUGCCAAUGCUCAUCUACAUCAUGAUGGACAUUCCAUCUUUAAAUUUAUGCUUUUCAUAUAGGGUAUGUGUGGGCAAAUAUUGAGCAAAUAUUGAGAUAAUACAGCAAUAGUGGAAUAGUAGCUGACCAAAUAAAAAAGACUUUUUGAGUAUGGUGGCUGCCUAAAACAAAAUCAAAGAUGCCUCAUUAUAUAUGUGGUAUUUUAGGAGGGCAAUUAAAGAAAGAUUCUGAAUGAUCCUUGAGGAGCUACAGGGCAUUACAGUUGGUAAGUAUAAUUUUUUCAUUUUGAUUUUUCGAAAUAUUAUAAAAAUAAUAACAAAUACAUAGAUCAAUCAACAAAUAUAUAAUAAAUAUAUGUAAAAUGAGCCAAUUUGUUAUACUUUUUGGAGGAUGCUUUGAUAAUGAUAAAAUUGUCUGCUUGGAUAUGACUCUGACUAUGCAUAUUGCUGCAUAUUUAUAAUUAAAUUCAUUCAUAUACUCUUGGUUCUUCUCCAAACCUUCAUCAAUUCUGGAUGCUACUGAUCUGAUGCAUUUGAUGAAUACCGAGUAUUGAUCUCUUAAAAACUACUGUUAGAGCAUUGAUGACUCUAUCUUCAGUAAUAAUCAACUUCUAUUUUUAGACUCGGAAUCCAAAAGUUAAUAAAUAAGCAUGCGAUGAUUUUCACGAUUGGAACAGCCUAUUUUCAAGAUAUGUAUUAAUUUUCCUAUAAAUAAAUAUAAAAAUGAUAAGUUGAAAUGUAUUUUUUGCUUUCGUACACGAUAUCUUUCUGGUAGAUAUAGAAGUAAAGAGAGCAAGAUCAAGAUGUUUGUACGACGAACAAAAAUAGCUACUAAUGAAGAGAUCCAUCGUCAACAAUUGAUUGAAGGUAUACUACUUGGUGAAACACCAGUUAAUUUAUUAGAGAAAAAAGUUGCGGCAAUCACAAAACAUCUAAGCAUCGAUUGCAUACUACAUGCAAAAAUUCACAGUAGCCUCGAUAUUAUCAAAAAAAUGUAUAAUAGUGAAAUGGAGUUGCAUGCGAUGAGCCUUGUUGAUCAUAUAAACUCGUAUUUGCAGGAGGUGUAUUUUAAGUCCGGUGAUAUUAUUCCAUUACCAAUUAAAAAAGCAAUUGUUGUGUACAAAGCGGCAACACCACCAUUACCACCACUGAAUUAUCAACUCGAACAAGCAUCAUAUAUCCCAGCCAAUCUUCGUGAGUUUGAACAUUUAUGUUUUGAAAAUCAAAUGAUAUGUCAGUUCGAUGGGAGAAUGCCAUUUGCCACGUAUCUUUAUAAAAAUUUCCUGUACUAUUUGAAUGCAUCGUGUGUUGAACAAUUAGAUGGGAAUCAGUGUUGGCAAGCAAGGUUUGCCGUUCUACUUGCUGAGACAGAGCAAAAUGAUUAUAUGGCAUACAGCGCAUUUUACAGUAAUAGUGUAGAGUACAGAGGACGUUCGUAUGACUGUGCAUUUGUCCCCAAAUACCAUGUACGAAAUUUACGUCCAAUUAAAUAUAAUGUUCAAUUAGUUGAUGAUAGAGAAUUCGUAGAGUAUUUUGAAUCCUUGAAUGUAACAAGUGUACGACGUAUUCCCAUGCAAUAUAUUGGUAUAUUCUUGGUGUUUCCUUUUAAAGAGGGACAUUAUAUUCAACCGAAUGGGGAGAUUAUAUCUCCAAAUCUAUUACCACCAAAGAAACAAUAUAUCAAUAUGAAUUUACUUGCGGCAAAUAUUUGUAAUGUUAGCCAGUUGGAGGGAGCACUUGAUUGGACUGGACGCGUGGCACAACUCGAUCAUAUAAUUUCAUGUGUUGUUCAUGCUCGUACAUUAAGAGAGGAGGGUAUGGCUCUAAUGAUUCUACGACGAAUGCUGGGUAACUACUUAAAAUUGGGUAUUUAUAAUAUUUCACUUCCAAAUGAAACAGAAAUUCUUACUUGGAUGCAGUUGGUUUGCUCAACAAAAUUACCUAUACUUCCUCCUAUUCAUUACCCUCAAUCACGAGGCACAGGGAUGUGGGUUGGAUUGAUUCAAGAUAUUGCUCAGUCAUGUAGCACAAAUUAUGGUGCUAGUAUACUUUCAUCAGCUUACGCUAUUCCCGAACUCGAAAUAGUCAACGUAUUUGAGGCAUUAAAAUAUGAUGCCGAAAAAUAUGUCUUCUACACAAUCAUCAUGCAACGUUACGCCUGUCCAAUCUUCUUUAAAGCUAGAAAUUAUUUGAAGCCUAAAUUUGGAACAAGUCAAAUUAACUUGACUCAAUAUCAAGUAUGUAAACGCAAUUAUUAUAAUACUACACUCGAUGAACGUCUACUACAAGCCAUAACUCAGCCCAUUGUUCGUUCAACAGACAUUAAUCAAAAUGUCCCAUGGUGUCCGCCAUUUAAAUGCUCAGAUCUUUAUGAAUUUUCUGAUGUUCAGCUCAAAGAGCUCGUGAAAGGUAAAAACAUCCAACUGACAGAUGAACAAUUGGCAGCUUUAAUCGCUCUCGCCAUAACACAAGUCUAGUGUAGAUAUUUUGAUUUUUCAAUCAUCAAUUAUGGAAACCAUUACAAAGCAAUCAAGAUUUACGAAGCGAGGUGUAAUAAUUAAAUAAUCAAGUUCCAUAGUCAUAUAGUAAAGCUUUGUUUUUUAAAAACCCACUAGUAUUUGACAAUGAUACUUGCAUUUUAUAUUAUUCUUGUUACGCUGACACUUAUAUUACAUCAUUUGAAUGGAGCGUUCAAUAAUUUUCCUUCAAAAGCAUUCAUUGAAAGGCAUAAAUAAUAAUUAAAUAAGAUGUUGUUUAGUGAUGCAAUUGCCAGCCCAAUCCCGAACUCAAAUAUGCUCGACACCAAUGCAGGGAGAAUAUCACUCUUCUCGAAUAUCUACCUGAUAUAAUACACAUAAUAUUUUCCUGAACAGAGAUAGUCGGAUGGCAAUCGUGCUUUUUCAACAAAUGUCUUGAGAUUUUAACAGCAACUUUUUAACAGCAAAUUUCCCCAUCUCAAUGAUUUGUAAAAAAAAUUAUCUACAGUCUUUAUAACUUUUACAACUUC